Sphenostylis stenocarpa is the source of this 795-nucleotide messenger RNA. Lineage: Eukaryota; Viridiplantae; Streptophyta; Magnoliopsida; Fabales; Fabaceae. The record is from the annotation of a GenBank genome assembly.
AUGGCAUCAUUCCCAAUGCCACAGCUUCUGCCAUGCACUUCUCUCCCUCAGAGUCACAGUACCAGUACUGCAUCGUCGCCGUCCUCUUUGUUCCGCCAUCGCCGAAGUCUCCACUCCCUCCGGUGCUCGGCGUCCGAGAAGCCUCCGCCGCACGAGGACGCGGUGGAGCUGCCGCUCUUCCCUCUCCCUCUGGUCCUCUUCCCGGGCGCGAUUCUCCCCCUGCAGAUCUUCGAGUUCCGGUACCGCAUCAUGAUGCACACGCUCCUUCACACCGAUCUCCGCUUCGGCGUCGUCUACCACGACGCCGUUUCCGGCACUUCGGACAUCGGCUGCGUGGGCGAGGUGGUGAAGCACGAGUGCCUCGUGGACGACCGCUUCUUCCUGGUGUGCAAAGGCCAGGGGCGGUUCCGCGUGAACGACAUCGUCCGCACCAAGCCCUACCUCGUGGGACGCGUGACGUGGCUGGAGGAUCGGCCGUCGGAGAGCGACGGCGGAGACGAUGCGGAGGAGCUGGCGCGUGAGGUGGAGGGGUACAUGAAGGAGGUCAUAAGGCUUUCGAACCGUUUGGGGGGGAAGGGGGAGAAGGAGAUGGGGGAUUUGAGACGGAACCUGUUUCCGACGCCGUUUUCGUUUUUUGUGGGAAGCACGUUCGAGGGGGCGCCGAGGGAGCAGCAGGCGCUGCUGGAGUUGGAGGACACGGCGAAGAGGUUGAAGAGGGAGAAGGAGACGCUGAAGAACACGCUUAACUACCUCACUGCUGCUUCUGCUGUCAAAGAUGCUUUUCCUUCUUCUUGA